UUAAGUUAAAAACAACGAAUAGUGCUUUAUACAUUUGAGUGAAUAUAAAAAUUAUUUCCAAAUCUCAUUUAAUAUAUUAUUUACAUCACAUUAAUUGAAAAAUUAUAAUAUUUCAAAUUCAAAAUUUAAUCUACAGAAUUCUAUUUGUUCCAUAAAGAAAAUUUCAUUUCCGGACGAAAAUUAUUUAAAAUUAUUAAAAUUACUAUUUAUAUGAAAUAAUUUCGGCAUCUAUAUAGAAAUAAUCAUUUAGUAUUAAAAAAUGAUUUAUAUCUGUAUUUUACUUUGUUCAUUUAUUGCUCCAUUCUCAUACACUUUUGGUAAUGAAAUAUCAUCAAAAAUAACUGAACCACCUCCAGUAGAAGUAUCUAUUGAAGAUUCCAUUCGUAAAAAAGGAUCUAAUGAAAUAUCAAUUCAUGUUACUCUUAAUAACACUGAAAGAGAAUUCAUUUUACAAACUGUCGAUAAUUUUGCUGGUAAAAAUACAAAAGUUUGGAUAGCUAAAAAAGUGAACGAUAAAUUUGUAUACACUCUACAAGAAGAUUUUAUGAGAAAAUCAAAUAAUAUUUCCUUCUUUUACAAUAAUCAAACCGAAUCUGAAGUAUUUCAGACAGUAAGUGAAAAUGGAGAAUCACAAUUUAAUAGCGUUAUUAAUUAUGAUCAAGUUGAUAAUGAACCAAUCGAUGUAUCAAAUUUAACAACGGUGUAUCCAGAAAUUUUAGUCUAUGUUGAUAAAACACUUUUUCGACACUUUGAUUAUGAUAUUGAAAAAACUGUAAUUUAUACACUAACUCUUUGGAAUGGAGUGGAUCUCAAUUAUAGAGAAUUACAAAAUCCGUCAGUUCGUCUUAACAUUGCAGGAAUUGUAUUGUGUCAGGAUCAACAUUCAGAAAAUGAUCCAUUUAAAGUAGAUUCAGAAAAACUGGACGAAUUUGGUAAAUUUAUGUACAAUCAAGAUCAAUUCAAAUUGGGAAAGGAUUACGAUAUUGCUGUAUUAUUAGGUGCAAAUCCAUUCUUCAUAGCGGGCCUUGCAGGUUUGGCAUCUGUGGGAACUACUUGUGUUAAUAACACUAAUGAACAAAAAAUAGAUUCUACAGCGAUAAUUUGGGAUAAUACUGGUUUUUCUGGAAUAAGCGUAGCUUCACAUGAAUUAGGUCAUUUACUCGGAGCUCCUCAUGACGGUGAGAAAAAUGAUUCAACAGCGAAGCACUGUUCUGUUUAUGAUGGCUACAUUAUGACCUAUAUGCAUAUGGACGAAAAACAAUAUUACUUUUCCACGUGUUCUAAAAAAAUUAUGUCUAACUAUCUCAGAAGUGAGGGUCCUAAAUGCAUUCGUAAUAAUCCAUUGGUUAAUGAAGCUAAUGAACAAAUGUUAAGAAUUUUGCCUGGUAAAUUUAUGACAAUAGACGAACAAUGUCGAAAAUAUGGAUUUCUCCGAGCAUAUGAUGUGAAUCCAGACUUUUGCAAUGACAUGCGAUGUAAGAGGGAAAAGACGGGUUUUAGAUAUAGUUUUAUUGCAGCACUUGAAGGAACGCCUUGUUACAUAGGAAAAUAUUGUUUGAGAGGAGAGUGUGUUGAAGUAAAUUUCAACACAACUGAAAAUAAUAAUUAUUUAAAAGAAUUAUUUCCAUCACUUUCUCAACAUCCUACAUUUAAUAAAUCUGCAACAGAGCAGUGCAUAGAAUACGGAUUAGAAAAUGUUACCGAAGCCUCUUUUGAAAACUGCAAAGUAAAUUGCCUGUAUCAGAAAAAAGGACUCCCAAACUACAAGGUUAUAGAGGCUCAUUAUGGAACUUUGUGCAGUAAUGGUGGAAUAAGAAAUAUUUUAAUUUACAAUUUAGAAAUUUUUUAUUUAAUAGAUUUCAAAGUCUCUGAUUAA
Molecule: messenger RNA, 1876 nt
Organism: Leptopilina boulardi
Lineage: Eukaryota; Metazoa; Arthropoda; Insecta; Hymenoptera; Figitidae
Product: venom metalloproteinase 3-like
Exons: 13
Coding region: 260-1876 (538 amino acids)
Biological process (GO): proteolysis
Molecular function (GO): metalloendopeptidase activity
Source: RefSeq, a predicted model, not a curated record